Osmia bicornis bicornis is the source of this 996-nucleotide messenger RNA. RefSeq lists its product as uncharacterized. Lineage: Eukaryota; Metazoa; Arthropoda; Insecta; Hymenoptera; Megachilidae. The record is from RefSeq and is a predicted model, not a curated record. Bases 1 to 996 code for a protein of 331 amino acids. Gene Ontology annotation, molecular function: catalytic activity. The transcript has a single exon.
AUGGAAACGCUGGCAAUAACGGUAGAGUCCGAUGAAGGAGAAACAGAUUUGAUCCUGGUGUAUAGAAAUCCAUCCAAAAACACAACAACAGACCAAUGGCGUGGGCUGAUAGACAACCUGGAAGCAAAAGAAAGAACAAUCAUACUGGAUGACAUGAACGCCAAAAACACGGAAUGGAACUGUGUGGAAAACGACACUCAGGGUGUAAGAUUGGCAAACGUCAUGGAAGAAGGAGACGUGUUUAUAGCAAACAGGGACACACUGUCACGCCCAGCCUCGGGGUCGCAUAGAGCGUCUAAUAUUGACCUAGUACUGCUGAAAUAUGAAAUGCUCCAAACACUGAGUGUGGAGAACUCGGGAAUAACCCUGGGAUCUGAUCACCAAAUAGUCAAUAUAGUAAUGGACAUAACAAUACCACCGGCGAAUGUGGGAAAUAGAUUUUCCACAAGGAAGUAUGGCUUUAAAAAGAUAAACUGGAAGGUAUUUCAUACAAAAAUGGAAGAAACAGCAGAAAACAUAGCUAAGGAAGCGUCUGAUACAGCAACGGAAGCAGACGAAAAAUUACUAAUAAGGGAAGCGAUAUACAAAGGAUUAGAGGAAUCGGGCGCCACCAAAAAGAAGCAACCGCCAAAUCGACAAGGGAGGACAGGUGAAAACAGAGAAAAAAAACAGAACAAGCAAAGAUGGUGGGAUGACGAUUGUAACAAAGCAAGAGAAGAGAAGAGAAGAGCAUUAAUGGCCUUCAAUCGACAUCCAAACGAAGAGACGUGGAAAACGUACAAAAUAAACGAUAAGAAAAUCAAAGCAACAAUAAAAAAGAAAAGAAAGCAAGCGUGGGAGAAAUUCGCUGAGAAUGUAAACCACAGCUCGGACUGCAAAUCGCUAUGGGAACAAAUAAAGGGCAUCCAAAAGGGAAGGAAGCCUACAUACAAGAAAUCUCAUGACGGAGGACGAAAGAAGAGAGGUGGAGGACAUAGAAAUAAAGAAAAUAUUUGA